Molecule: messenger RNA, 956 nt
Organism: Leucoraja erinaceus (little skate)
Lineage: Eukaryota; Metazoa; Chordata; Chondrichthyes; Rajiformes; Rajidae
Gene: rpe
Product: ribulose-5-phosphate-3-epimerase
Exons: 7
Coding region: 36-722 (228 amino acids)
Biological process (GO): pentose-phosphate shunt; carbohydrate metabolic process; pentose-phosphate shunt, non-oxidative branch
Cellular component (GO): cytosol
Molecular function (GO): metal ion binding; D-ribulose-phosphate 3-epimerase activity
Source: RefSeq, a predicted model, not a curated record
AGGGCAGGCCGGGAGUUGUAGUUCCCGUGGUCGCGAUGGCGAACUGCUGCCGCAUCGGGCCGUCUAUCCUCAACAGCGACCUGUCGCGCCUGGGCGCCGAGUGCCGCCGCAUGCUGGCGUGUGGAGCCGAUUACCUGCAUUUGGAUGUGAUGGACGGCCAUUUUGUGCCUAACAUCACCUUUGGUCAUCCUGUGGUGGAAUGUCUUCGGAAAGAUCUUGGACAAGAGCCCUUCUUUGACAUGCACAUGAUGGUCUCAAAGCCGGAGCAGUGGGUGAAUCCUAUGGCAGUAGCAGGAGCGAAUCAGUACACAUUCCACCUGGAGGCUACGAACAACCCUGGUUCUCUCAUCAAAGACAUAAGAGAAAAUUGUAUGAAGGUGGGGUUGGCAAUUAAACCAGGGACAUCUGUAGAAGAUUUGGCUCCAUGGGCAAAUCAGAUUGAUAUGGCUCUGGUGAUGACUGUGGAGCCAGGGUUUGGAGGACAGAGUUUCAUGGCUGAUAUGAUGACAAAGGUGCUUUGGUUGAGGACACAGUUUCCUUCCCUGGAUAUUGAAGUUGAUGGAGGUGUAGGACCAGACACUAUUCAUAAAUGUGCAGAGGCUGGAGCAAACAUGAUUGUGUCUGGCAGUGCUGUCAUGAAGAGUGAUGAUCCCAGAACGGUGAUCAACCUGCUCCGAAAUGCUUGUAUGGAAGCUAUUCAGAAGCGUAGUCUGGACAGGUGAAAGCUCAACAGCGCAACUACACCAUGCCUGCUUCAAGUGCAGAUGGCACUCUCUCCGAAGCUGCCCAGCCAUUCUCACUGAGUGCGGAGUAUAAUCUUGUGAGAGGCAUAAGACAACGUUUUUCAUCUACAACUUCUUCCGGAUGAUUUAAGUGUUUUAUAUCUUCCUCGUUCAAAGGGAAUGUACGACAAUUCCAUGGUAGUACAACCUGCAAUAAAGUAUAAUAUUUUUAAA